Nelumbo nucifera (sacred lotus) is the source of this 1271-nucleotide messenger RNA. RefSeq names its product peroxidase A2-like. Gene Ontology annotation, molecular function: heme binding; peroxidase activity. The record is from RefSeq and is a predicted model, not a curated record. Lineage: Eukaryota; Viridiplantae; Streptophyta; Magnoliopsida; Proteales; Nelumbonaceae. Gene Ontology annotation, biological process: response to oxidative stress; hydrogen peroxide catabolic process.
GUGCAAAACAGAGAUCUAACUUUUACAGUUUCUCUCUUGUGAACUUAAAACUGGAGAAAAUGUCUUCAUCUUGCUUCAUAAUAACUGCUCUCUUCUUGGUGUCAAUGUUCAUGAAAUCCAACAGUCAGUUGGAUCCUAGGUUUUAUGAUAGUACGUGCCCUAAUGUGUUUAACAUUGUCCAACAAGUCAUUAGCCAAGCAUUGCAGACCGAUCCUCGAAUCGGGGCCAGCCUCAUUCGACUUCAUUUUCACGAUUGCUUUGUUAAUGGCUGCGAUGGUUCCAUUCUGCUGGACAACACGGAUACCAUACAAAGCGAGAAAGAAGCACUCCCCAACAAUAACUCAGCCAGGGGCUACGACGUCGUCGACAGCAUCAAGUCUUCUUUGGAAAACGCUUGUCCAGGUGUUGUCUCCUGCGCAGAUAUUCUCGCCCUUGCAGCUGAAAUUUCUGUUAAACUGGCAGGAGGACCCUCAUGGUGUGUUCCACUUGGAAGAAAUGACAGUAGAACGGCAAACCGAACUGGAGCCAACAACAAUCUUCCAGGCCCCUCUGAAAACCUAACCACUCUUAAGUCCAAAUUCUCAGCUUUCAACCUUAGCACCACUGAUCUGGUCGCCUUAUCCGGUGCCCACACAUUCGGACGGUCUCAAUGCAGAAAUUUCAUCGAUCGUCUAUACAAUUUUAGUGGUACGGGGAUUCCAGACCCGACGCUGAACCAAUCUUACUUGGAAACUCUCCGGCAGAUAUGCCCUCAGAACGGCAACCAGAGUGUACUGACCAAUCUCGACCCAACCACUCCUGAUGUGUUCGAUAGAAACUAUUUCUCAAACCUUCAAGUCAACCGAGGCCUACUCCAAAGUGAUCAAGAGUUGUUUUCGUCCAAUGACACAGAAAUAAUCGACCUGGUUAACAAGUUCAGCAGUAACCAAACCGCUUUCUUUGAGAUCUUCAUACAGUCCAUGAUAAAAAUGGGUAAUAUCCCGGCGACAGGCAGCGAUCUAGAGAUCAGACUUGACUGUAAGAAGGUUAACAGAGACUCGUCGUCUGAAUCAAACUACGUUCUGGUUAGCUCCAGUUAAAUGGAUCGGAACUUGUUCAGUCGAAAUGCUUUUCAGUGUUGUAAUAAUAAUUUCAAAAAUAAGAGGUAAGUUUCUUGGGAAGGAUUAUUGCCCAAGAAAGAACUGGUUGUAUCUGUUUAUUUGGUCAGAGGAUUGGAGUUGGAAGAAAUUCUGUUCAACUUAUAAGAGAAGGGAAAUCAUAUUUACAUACAA